GCACAGACGGGAACUGCAAUGCAGGUGGAGUUUGCAGAGGCAGAAGACUCAAUGGCCACAGAAACUGCCUUCCCAGCGCUGCAGUGGAGGGUGUUUGGGGUGGGGUCUGUCCUCACCCCAGAAGUGACAGAAUCACCUGGUGUGCUGGAGAGCAAGAAGACCCCUCAGACGCUGAGGCUGAUGCUGGUGGGCAAAAGCAGAAGUGGGAAGAGCGCCACCGGGAACAGCAUCCUGGGCCGGACCCACUUCGAGUCGAGACCCUUCGCCUCAACUGUGACACAGACCUUCCAGACAGGGACAAGGCAGUGGGCUGGGAAGCAGCUGGAGGUGAUGGACACUCCCGAUCUUUUGUGUCCCUUGGACCCUCCUGCGGUGUCCACUCAGCGCAUGUGCGAGGCCAUCACCUUGUCCUCCCCAGGGCCCCACGCGGUGCUGCUGGUGACCCAGUUGGGUCCAUUCACAGAGCAGGAUCGCCAGGCGGCCCUGCGCCUCCAGCAGCUCUUUGGGACGGGCGUGCUGGCACACACCAUCCUGGUGUUCACCCGCAGUGACGACCUGGCUGGGGGCUCCCUGGACGAGUACCUGCGAGGCUCCGACAACCGGGACCUGGCCAUGCUGGACGUGUUGUGCGCACGGCGCCACUGCAGCUUCAACAACAGGGCGCAGGGGCGCGAGCGGGAGGACCAGCUCCGGGCGCUCAUGGAGCAGGUGGAGGUUGUGCUGUGGGAACACGAGGGCCGGUGCUACAGCAACAGCGCGUACCUGUACUGGCGGGAGAGGCCACACGGGGAUGAGCCAGCGAGGCCAGCAGUCCCGGGGCAAGGCUCCCUGGAAGAGCGGGAGGAGGAGGCCUGGCUAGAGCUGUGCAGGGUCCAGAGGGAGUCUGAGGUAUUCCACAAACGUGUCCUUGGGAAGGCACUCCUUUGAGAAUAGUCUGGACUUUGGCAGGAACAGUUCCUACUUCUGUUGGUCUGUGUCCAGCAGCCAGUAGUGACUUUUUAGAAAAAUUAUUAUUAUUUUAGGUGGGCUGGAGUGAUAGCACAGAGGGUCGGGCUUGUGGCUUGCACGGUGCUGACCCAGAUUCGAUUCCUCUGCCCCUGUCGGAGAGCCUGGCAAGCUACCGAGAGUUUCUCGCCCCCACGGGAGAGACUGGCAAGCUCCUGGUGGUGUAUUCAAUAUGCCAAAAACAGUAACAAGUAUCAAUGGAGACAUUACUGGUGACCGUUUGAGCAAAUUGAUGAACAACGGGAUGACAGUGAUGACAGUGAUGAUUACUUUAGGAUUUUGACUGUCCCAGUCUCAGGUCUUGUUGUGUGCCAAGGCCACAGGGUGAUGUUUUCUAGUUCCAGCUCAUAUCCUGGAAACCUCAUCUCACCCUCCAGAACACGGGGCCUCCCCUCUUUUGAAUCCUUCACAAGCCAAUAAUUACCUUUCCAUGAUAGAACCUAGAGCUUUUGCACCAUGUAUCUCAUUUUCCAUGUAAUCCCACAAUACUGUGUUCAUUGGCGCUCCUUCUGUGCUGUUGAUGGAACAUAUCGGACUGGGGUGUGGACCACGGAACUCCACAUCCAUUGUGAAAUGUCUUCCCCUGUAAAGAUACCAGGGAGAAUGAAUUUUAUUUUGGUUUUGGGGCCACUCAAUCUGUGCUUAGGGAUUAUGGUUCUUUGUGCAGGAAUCACUUAUGGUGAUUAUGGUGGUACUUUGGAGAGCCAUAGCCAGGGAUUUGAACAAGGGCCUUCACAUGCCAGGCAAGCGCCUACCCAUUGUACUAUCUCUUAGGCCCCAACAGGCAUUUUUAAAUUUGUUUGUUUUUGUGCCACUCCCGGUGUUUCUCAGGGUUUACUCCUGGCCCUGUGUUUAAGAAUCACUCAGGAUAUCAAAUAUGGUAUCAGAGAUUGAACUAGGUCUAUUGCACGUAAGACAAGGGUCAGAUCCCUUUUACUCUGAAUGGCAUUUAAUGACUUUUUUUUGGUUUUUGGGUCACACCUGGCGAUGCACAGGGGUUACUCCUGGCUCUUCACUCAGGAAUUACCCCUGGCGGUGCUCAGGGGACCAUAUGGGAUGCUGGGAUUAGAACCCGGGUCGGCAGCGUGCAAGGCAAACGCCCUACCCGCUGUGCUAUCGCUCCAGCCCCCAUUUAAUGACUUUUAAUCCCAUUUUAUGAUCCAUGUAUGGUGGGUUAAAAUAUAGCAAAAGGUCUUUGAUAUGUGGGCUUCUGGAUGCGACAGAUCUGGACUGAGGAAAGAGGGAGUAGAACUUGAAGGCAGAAUAAGUCCCUGUUUUCAUAUUAAUGGAGGCCAUCAUAAAUCUUAGUGAAUUUCAUCGGAGUAAUUGGCUAGAUAAGACAAUCUAUCUUAUAAAUAGAUUGUGUAUAAAUCCCAGGAAAGGAGAUAGACCCAGGAUUCACUACAGGUCACUGAGUUGUCAGGUAGACAUGGUCAGAACAGGAGCACUUCCAUAAAGCAAACUUAAUUAGGGAGCUACACACCUCUAUGCUAUUCUCAUGGUAUUUGCUUACUGGUAUUAGAGAACAAGGCAAUUAAAUCCUACUUACAAGUACUUUCCUCCUCCAUUGCUAGUGGGUUUAGAGAAUGGCUGUGUUAGUGUCUGUUAUGUGAGUGCUCUAGCAAGGUAUUUGUGGGUAUAGAAUAAUGGAAUCUGGGAGGAAUACAAACCUGCAAAGAAGAGAACGGAAAGACUUAAUCAUUAUAAGAUGCAGUCUAUCUGGCUGAUGGAAAUUCUACCAUAUGGUGUCUUUCUAGAGGUAUUUAUCCACUGAAAGUUUCAGAAGUCAUGCAGGGUCGGAGAAGAGUGUCAGCUGGUGAUCUAU
This is a messenger RNA of Sorex araneus (European shrew), 2830 nucleotides long. RefSeq names its product GTPase IMAP family member 6. The transcript is spliced from 2 exons. The record is from RefSeq and is a predicted model, not a curated record. Gene Ontology annotation, cellular component: cytosol. Gene Ontology annotation, molecular function: GTP binding. Bases 19 to 927 code for a protein of 302 amino acids. Lineage: Eukaryota; Metazoa; Chordata; Mammalia; Eulipotyphla; Soricidae.